Messenger RNA from Pleurotus ostreatus (oyster mushroom), 1269 nucleotides. RefSeq lists its product as uncharacterized. The record is from RefSeq and is a predicted model, not a curated record. The transcript has 6 exons. Gene Ontology annotation, cellular component: nucleus; cytoplasm. Gene Ontology annotation, biological process: translational elongation. Gene Ontology annotation, molecular function: translation elongation factor activity. Lineage: Eukaryota; Fungi; Basidiomycota; Agaricomycetes; Agaricales; Pleurotaceae. Bases 1 to 1269 code for a protein of 422 amino acids.
AUGUCGUCUGCUGGCACCAUCUGGACCAUCCCCCAACAGGCAAAGGGCAAGCUCGUUAGAGCUGUUGCUACCUUCGCCGGGAUCAACUUUGAGCUCCCAGCCUCGUACACCCACUUCGAGACCAACAAGCAGCCCGAGUUCCUCGCUAAGUUCCCUCACGGGAAAAUCCCGGCCUGGGAGGGCGCCGAUGGCUUUACUCUCUUCGAGGGAGCCGCUAUUGCACGAUAUCUCGCUGCAUUGGCACCCAACUCCGGUCUUCUUGGUGCCGACCUGAAGGAGUCCGCAUUGGUCGAUCAGUGGGCCCACCUUGCCGAUUCGGAAGUUGAUACCAAUGUCGGCCUCAUCUUCCAACUAUGCAAGGGCAUAAUUACUCCUUACAACAAGCCGUUCCACACCACCGCCUCCGAGCGCGCUCUCCGCGCCUUGAAGACUUUGGACGCACACCUUCUCCACCACACCUUCUUCGUCGGCGAACGCAUCACACUGGCCGAUCUUACUGUCGCCAUCGCUGUCCAGCGUGCUGUCACCAUCAACGUCGACGCUGAAGUCCGCGCGCAACUCCCCAACCUCAUCCGCCAUCUCGAAACCAUCGCCAACCAGCCAAAACUCAAAGAUAUCUUCGGCCCUCUCGAGUACACCGACAAGGCCUUGCAGUACGUUCCUCCUCCCAAAGAGAAGAAGGAUGCGAAGCCCGCCGCCCCCGCCCCGAAGCCCAAGGCAGAGAAGAAGCCCAAGAAGGAGGAGGAUGAGGAGGAGGAUGAACCUCUCGUUCCCGCCGAGCCCAAAGUCAAGAACCCCUUGGACGACCUUCCCAAGUCAACCUUAAACCUUGAGGACUGGAAGCGCGCCUAUUCCAACAAGGACACUCGCGGUGCUGGCGGUGCCCUCGAGUGGUUCUACGAGAACUACGACAAGGAGGGUUACUCAGUUUGGCGCGUGGACUUCAAGUACAAUGAUGAGCUUACACAAACGUUCAUGUCCUCCAACCAGAUUGGUGGUUUCUUCAACCGCUUGGAGGCAUCCCGUAAAUACCUCUUUGGGUCCAUGGGUGUUCUCGGGGUCGCCAAUGACUCUGUCAUCUCUGGUGCUUUCAUCCUCCGUGGCCAAGAUUUCAAGCCCGUCGUAGACGUCGCCCCCGAUUGGGAGUCAUACGACUACAAGAAGUUGGACUUGGACAACGCUGAUGACAAGGCCUUCUUCGAGGCCGCUUUGGCCUGGGAUCUUGAGAUCGACGGCAAGAAGUGGGCUGAUGGCAAGAACUUCAAGUAA